AUGAACCCACAAGGUCAGAGAAAUGUUCCUGAAAACGAAGCUAGGGAUUCCAAUCCUGCAAUGCAAAUAAGGGAAAUGAGCCAGGGUGCUGAUGGAAGCUAUGAAGAUAUAGAUGAAGGUAUUACUAACAACGAGGUUCUGAGGUAUAAUGGAGGUUUUGAUGAGGACAACAAGGUUCUGAGGGACAAUGUUGGUUUUGAUGAGGACAACGAGGUUCUGAGGGACAAUGUUGGUUUUGAUGAGGACAACAAGGUUCUGAGGGACAAUGUUGGUUUUGAUGAGGACAACGAGGUUCUGAGGGACAAUGUUGGUUUUGAUGAGGACAACGAGUUUCUGAGGGACAAUGUUGGUUUUGAUGAGGACAACGAGGUUCUGAGGGACAAUGUUGGUUUUGAUGAGGACAACGAGGUUCUGAGGGACAAUGUUGGUUUUGAUGAGGACAACGAGGUUCUGAGGGACAAUGUUGGUUUUGAUGAGGACAACGAGGUUCUGAGGGACAAUGUUGGUUUUGAUGAGGACAACGAGGUUCUGAGGGACAAUGUUGGUUUUGAUGAGGACAACGAGGUUCUGAGGGACAAUGUUGGUUUUGAUGAGGACAACGAGGUUCUGAGGGACAAUGUUGGUUUUGAUGAGGACAACGAGGUUCUGAGGGACAAUGUUGGUUUUGAUGAGGACAACAAGGUUCUGAGGGACAAUGUUGGUUUUGAUGAGGACAACGAGGUUCUGAGGGACAAUGUUGGUUUUGAUGAGGACAACGAGGUUCUGAGGGACAAUGAAGGUUUUGGGGACACUGGAGAUUUUAGACAGCACAUUGAAGAUGAUGAUGCUAUAAGGAAUGAUGGUGUAUCUUAUAGUUCAAUGAUGGAAGGGAAUGAAAACGUAACUGAUCAAGAGGAGAUAGAGCAACCUGAAGUAGAUGCAACUGUUAGUCCUGAAAAUAAAUCAAUUCCUUUAGCUGAAGGCUUGUCUCAAAAUGAAAUCCAGAAUGAUCAUGAGACAGAUCCAGAACCUGAAAAUACUACCCAGAGGUCUGAUAGCUCUGGAAUUAGAAAAAGAAGGCACAUGGCCUUAGAAGGUUGUAAUGCUGCUUCUACCACUGCUGCUGGUGUUGGACCUGCUGAAGACGGAGAUAAUGGCAUUAGAGCUAAAAAAAUUGAAUCUGACACAACAAUGAAAAAGCUGAUGGGAGGCACUCUUGAAAGGACAGAGGAAGUAGUACUUGCUGUGAGCUGCAGAGAAACAGACAGUAGACAAGGUGGUGGGGAUGAAUCCAAUUGUAUGGAAGCAGACUACAGUCCCCUAAGAGAAGUGACAAAUGAGGAAGAUCAAAAAGCUAAGGAAAAAAAGCUAGUAGCCCGGCAGAGCUGUAUAGACAUGGGAUAUCAAGACAGAAGGGUUAGUUGGGCGGAAGGAAAAUUUCAAAGAGAGCAUGGCGGAAGUGAUGACUACUCUGCAGUCGAUCUUGCCAAGUAUAUGGAAGAAAGGCAGGAUGAUGUUCCUGAUGCAUCACAUGACCCUGGACCAUCACAUGACCCUGGACCAUCACAUGACCCUGGACCAUCACAUGACCCUGAGCCAUCACAUGAUCCAAGCACAUCACAUGAUCUUGGACCAUCUCAUGUAACCAUGGCAACAGAAGAUGGUCAAUACAAAUUGACUGCUAAGUUGACAGAUUAUGGCUGUCCUAAUGAUGGGAGUCAUCACAUUAUUGAACUUGAAGGACUUUCCAUGGAUAGAAGUCAUUGUGGAUGUUAUCUAAAGGUGAUAGGGAUAGCUUCCAACAGUCCCUAACCAUGGCACCCUCAAACACAUUUUGUCUAUAACAGAUAACUGAUUUAAAAAAUGAAGGCCUGUAAUUAGCAGUUUAAAUGGGAUUAAGGGAAAGGAAUCUGAAGAAAAUGAUUUACACUAAAUGAGAGUGUGAAUUGUUUUCACUUAAAUGUUAUAAAGCCUGAACUUGUGACAAGCUAUAAAGCAUUGCUGGGAGGGAUUUUAAGUAAUUUGAUAUGACAUAACAAAGAAUGUUUUCUGAUUUUUUAUGCUCCCCGAAAAAAUUUCGGGGGAGCAUAUAGUCGCCGCCUUGUCCGUCCGUCUUUGCGUCCGUCCGUCCGUCCCCUUUUCUUGUCCGGGACAUAACUUUGAAACAACAAGAGGUAUCAACAUGAAACUUUGUAGGUAGAUAGAUCUCAUUGAGUAGGUGUGCAGUGCACAAGAACCGUAACUCUGCCUUGCCUAAUUUUUGAAUUAUCCCCCUUUGUUUAUUUUACACUUUGAACUUUGUCCGGGACAUAACUCUAAAAGUAUAAGAGGUAUCAACAUGAAACUUUGUAGGUAGAUAGAUCUCAUUGAGUAGGUGUGCAGUGCACAAGAACCGUAACUCUGCCUUGCCUAAUUUUUUGAAUUACCCCCCUUUGUUUAUUUUACACUUUG
Molecule: messenger RNA, 2430 nt
Organism: Ruditapes philippinarum (Manila clam)
Lineage: Eukaryota; Metazoa; Mollusca; Bivalvia; Venerida; Veneridae
Exons: 6
Coding region: 1-1791 (596 amino acids)
Source: RefSeq, a predicted model, not a curated record